AAUGUUUAAUGCUUAUUCAAUUGAAGAAGUUGUGUCUAAACUUCCACUUGAAGCUAAUUCUAUAUCAAAUUAUGGUGAUACAUUAUUAAUUGGUUCAAAACAAGGACAUUUAAUUUGUUGUUCACAAACUUUUUCAUCGGGUCACAACAUUCCCUCUUACGAUUAUCAAGUUUGUCGCGCUUUUGAAAGACGUCAAAUAAUUAAUUUAUCUGUGAUAGAAUCGUUAGACAAAAUUAUUUGCCUUACUGAUACACAUUUGUCAAUUCAUGAAGCUUUUGCUCCCUACAGGUUAAUUAGCAGUAUUACAAAAUAUAAACAAAUAUUGUGUUUUGCUCAUUUAAUUCAACAGAACAUUCUUUAUAUUUUAAUUUCAAUAAAAAAUCGUCUUAUAAUUUUCCAACAUUUUGAAGAAAAAUUAGAAGAAAUUGGGUCUAUAAAUUUUGAUGAUUCUGCUUUAAGAAUUUUAUGGUUUUUUAAAAGAAUUUUUUUUAAAAUUUUUCUUUUAAGGUGUCAAUCAAAUAGUUUAUUUAUUUCUACUAAAUUAGAACAUUAUUUUGCUAAAUUAACAAUUAUUCAAACAAACGGGAAAGAGGCCUUCAAUCAAAUUUCAAUUUCUGAAUUUCCUCGUUUACUUUUGUCAAUCCCUACUCGUUCUUCUGAUUUAUCCCUUCAAAUUUCUGCCUGUUUAUUAUUUGAUAAACAAAUUGUUGCUUUAAAUAAAGAUGAAAAAAGUUUAGAAUUUUUUGAUUUGGAAAGUGGGGGACAGACAAAAUUAAUUGAAAAUGAAGAAAAUUGUUGUCAAUUUACUGAGGGAAUUGUUGAUUUUGUUUAUGAUUCACCAUAUAUUUUGGCAAUAUUAUGUACUAAUUGUAUUGAAAUACGUUUAAUAACUCCCUCAGUUUUUAUUCAAAAAAUUAAUUUAAAUAAAGUUUUCAUGUUAAACGUUGGAAGAAGAGGUACAAUUUACGCAGCAAAUGAUACACAAGCUUGGAAAUUAAAUACACAAAAUAAACUUAGAGAUAAUUUAAAAUUUUUAAAUUUAAAUGGACACCACGAAAUUGCUUUACAAAUUGCUAAUGUUUAUUCUGAUGUUGUAGAUGAAAAAGAAAUUGUUAAUUUAAAAAAGUCAAUUGCAGCUAAAUCUUUUUUGGAAAGAAAAUUUUCUAAAUGUUUUGAUAUUCAUGCUGAAUUAAAAACUGAUCUUUUAUUUAUUAUUAAUUUAUUUCCAAAAUUUCUUCCUGAAAAAUAUUCUUGUUCAACCGAAAAAUUUAUUAAUGAAAUUAAAUUGUAUGGAAUUUCAAAUGAAGAAAAUUUUUUGGAUGAUGAAGAAAUUCAUAAAAAAGCAGUUGAUGCUCUCAUUAAAUUUAUUUCAAUGAAAAGACAAGAACAUUCAAAGCCAAUUAAUUUACAUUUUUUGGAUUACAAAGAAGAAAGAAAAGAAAAUAUUCUUUCAACAAAUUCUUUAAAACGGCAUGAAGUAGCUUUGGAAUUAAUUGAUACUGUUCUGUUAAAGGCUUAUUUAAUGAUAAAUCCAAAACUUAUCGGUCCAUUAUUACGACUUAAAAAUUGUUGUUGUAUUAUUUCUGAAGCUGAAAAAGAUUUGAAAAAAGCUGGAUUGUUUGAGGAAUUGUUAAUCUUAUAUGAAAGGAAGAAAAUGUUUAGAAAAUAUCUCGAAUAUUUUCAAAGAGAAGUUAAAAAACCUGAAGCAGCUACACAUGCCCAUGGAAUUGAAAAAAUAGCUACUUUUUUAAUGAAAUUAAAAUCUGAACAACUUUCUUUAAUUUUGGAAUUUUCUCCAAUUGUUUUGGCCGAAGAUAUUGAAUUGGGUGUUAAAAUUUUUACGGGUAUUGAUUCUUCUGUAGAUGCAAAAAAUUUUGAUAGAGAUUCUGUUCUACAAUUUUUGAAGCGUCAAUUUCCUGCUGCUGUUAUUCCUUAUUUGGAGCAUAUAAUUUACGAAUGGGAAGAUAAAAGACCAAAAUUUCAUGAAGAACUUGUACUUCAAUAUAUCACUAGAAUUAAAUCACUUUUAUCUCAAUUUGUUAAAUUACCUGUAAAUAAUCAAUUUAUGCGUUCAUUAUCUUCAAAUGAUGAAAAUAUUGAUAAUAAUGAAUUGGUAAUUUUAAGAAGAAAACUUAGAGCAUUUUUGGAGACUGAUAAAUAUUAUACAGUGAAGGAUACGUUGAAGUUAAUUGAAAAAGAUGAAGUUUUGGCCGAUGAACAGGCAAUUCUUUAUGGUCGGCUAGGUCAACAUAAAGAAGCCCUUUCAAUUUAUACAAACAAAUUAGUUGAUUUUGCUGCUGCAGAGAGACAUUGUUUAAUUUAUUAUAAUGAAAAUGAUUUAAAUAAUUCUCAAAUUUUUUAUAAUUUAUUUUGUUCUUAUGUUGCUGGUGGAGAUGAAAUUAAUAGAAAAAAAUCGAAAGAAAAUGGAGAAAAACAAAUUGUAACAGUAGAACAUUCUCCACAGAAAAGGCCAAAUAUAACAGAAGCUUUGAAAUUGUUGAGGAGACACGCAAAUAAAAUAAAUAUUGGUUCGUUUUUGGAAUGUUUUUUAGGUAUAAUUGAGGUUCUUGUUUUAUGUUUGGUUAAAGCCUUUGCACUAAUUCCAUCAGAAACUCCAUUAUCAAGGAUAGAUAUAGCGUUAAAGGCUGUUUUUGAAACACUUUGUACUCGACUAACUAUGGUAAAUUUAUUAAUGGCAUUAACACAAAUUGCAAUAAAUAGAACGGAAAUAAAUUUUAAAUUAUUAAAACAACAACGUAUAAAUAUUAAUGAAAGUGUUGUUUGUUUUAUGUGCAAAAAAAGAAUUAUGGAAAGUGCCUUUGUCCGUCAUCGUUUUGACUCAAUUUCUCAUUUCUUUUGUCAUCGCCAAAAUAUUGAAAGAAUUCAGAAAAAGAUUAAUGCAUUUAAUGAACAUUCUUAA
Messenger RNA from Meloidogyne enterolobii, 2920 nucleotides. The record is from the annotation of a GenBank genome assembly. NCBI's taxonomy places the organism in Eukaryota, Metazoa, Nematoda, Chromadorea, Rhabditida, Meloidogynidae.